AUGAUGAUCAACGUUCAGAUUUUUGUUUAUUUUUUUCUUAUCUUUCAAUUUUUAUUAUUAUCAUUGAUAACUACAACAAAAAUUCAUGAAAUAAAUGAAGCCAUUUUUCUUGAUCCACGUACUCAUUCAGCAUUAAUACGAUGUCCAUUAGAUUUUAUACAUAGUUCAGAUAUACAAUGGUAUGAUGUAGCCAAUCAUCAUUAUGAAUUAGAUCGUGGACGUUAUUUUCGUAUCAAUGGUUCACAUUCAUAUGAUCGUGAAUUUAUUUGCUCAAGUGUAUCACAAACUGAAAAUGAAAAUCAUGAUAAAUAUCGAAUUAAAAUUCGUACAUAUGAUCGUCCAUUAAAUAUUCGUCAAGCUUCUAUUCGAAAUGUAACUAAUACAAGUAUAACUAUUGAUUGGGAAGAUGAUAGUUAUAAUCAAAAUGCAAAUAUAACUUACUAUGAAUUAGUUUUAAAAUUUAAUAAUACAAUUCAAUAUCGAACAUUAGUUAAUGGAUCAUUAUCAAGUUAUACAUUUCCAUCAUUAUAUCCAAAUUCAAUUUAUUCAAUUGAUAUAUCAGCAGUUGAUAUAUGGAAACGUUAUGGUGGUAGUAUAACAAUAAAUAGUACAACAUUAUCAUCAAAUUCAAAUGAAUUUCCAAAAUCUUAUCAAUUUAUUGAUCGUCAUUUAAUUGAUCAAUCAGUUACAUGUUAUAGACUUGAUAAUCAAUUAAUAUUAAUUGAAUUUAAUAAUUCACAAUUAUUAUCUAUUAAUCGUAUAUAUAAUAUAACAAUAUAUGAUUAUCAAGAUCAUAUUGCAUAUACAGAUAAUCAUUAUAAUCAACAAUAUUUUUCAUCAAAUAAAAUUUUAUAUUCAUUUAUUUAUCGUUUAAAACGUAAAAGUUUAACAUUUAAAAUAAAAUUUAUAUUUUCAACAAAUCAAUAUGAAUAUAUUGAAACAAUAAUAAAAUAUUGUGAUGAUUUUUAUCCUAUUUAUUCACCAUUAACAUGUUCAAUUAAAUCAACUGGAACAAAUAAUCAUCGUUUAAUGAUACAUAUGCAAAUUAAUAAUAAUGAUAAACAAAUUAAUUCACUUAAACCAAUUAAUGUUUUUUAUAAAACAAGUCGAACUCAUUUUAUUAAAAAAAAUAUUUAUGAUAUUCAAAAAUAUGUUAGUGCAAAUGUCAUUGAUGUAAAAGAUAAUUAUUCUGUUAUUGUGGAAAAUAAUCUUACUGGUAGUAAUUCAAAUGAAAAAAUAAAUAUUUCUAUUUUGUGUCCAAUUACACGAAUAGCACUUAUUUCUGGAACAAAUGUUAAACGUGAAAAUCGAAUAUUAGGUGGAAUUAUUGUUGGUCUUGUUUUAUCAAUUCUAAGUCUUAUUACAUUAGCUUUUCUUAUUGCAUAUCGAAAGGGAUUCAUGCCGGACUGUCGUCGAAUGAUACUUCAUUAUGUAUAUUUAAUUCGUAAAAAACAUCAUCCAAGAUCAAAUCUUGUACAAACAAAUGGUUCUAUUGAUGGAAAUAUUAGUAAUGGAAAUACUAUCAAUUAUUUUGAUGGAAACUAUAAAGACUUUGAUUCAACAUCAAUACCAAUCAAUCAAUUUUCUGCGUAUGUAGCACGAAUGCAUAAAGAUGGAGAUUUUGGUUUUGUUCGAUUAUUUGAAGAUAUUUGUGAAGUAUCAAAAACUUAUACAUUUCCUGCUGACGUUUCACAACUUGAAUAUAAUAAAUCAAAAAAUCGUUAUACAAAUAUUUUAACAUAUGAUCAUUCACGUGUAAAAUUAUCAAGUGAUGAUAGAGAUGGUCGAGGCAAUUAUAUUAAUGCUAAUUAUGUAGAUGGUCACCAUAAAGCUAAUGCAUAUAUUGCAACGCAAGGACCCAUGCCAAAUACAAUCAAUGAUUUUUGGAGAAUGAUAUGGGAAAAAGAUAUUAGUGUAUUAGUAAUGAUUACUAAUAUAAAAGAACGUGGAAGAGUAAAAUGUGAUUUAUAUUGGCCACAAGAAGGUACUGAAACUUAUGGUACUAUUCAAGUGUCAUUAAUUACAACAAUAUCUUUUGCUUAUUAUGUUAAAAGAAUAUUUGCUAUUCGAUGUAAAACUAAUAGAAAGCGUAUCGGCUAUGAACGUCUUGUUCAUCAAUUUCAUUAUACUGAUUGGCCUGAUCAUGGUGUACCAUUAUUUACAUUACCGGUUCUUUCAUUUAUUCGUCAUUCAUCAGCUUGUAAUCCUGAUACAGGUGGACCAAUUGUUGUUCAUUGUUCAGCUGGUGUUGGUCGUACAGGUACAUAUAUUGUUGUUGAUACAAUGUUAAAAAAAAUUCGUGAACAACAUUCAUUAAAUAUUCCAUCAUUUUUAAAACAUAUUCGUCAACAACGAAAUUUUCUUGUUCAAACUGAAGAACAAUUUAUAUUUAUAUAUGAUGUUUUACUUGAAGCAAUUCAAUUAUUAAAUAUUGGUUAUAAUGAUUUAGAAUUAAAUGAAAAUAAUUUUGAUUAUAUUAUACAAAUGUUAGAUUAUUUUGAUAAAGAUUCAAAUUUAACACGUUUAGAUAAACAAUUUCAAUUAGUAACAUUACAAAAUAAAAUUAAUGAUUAUCAAUUAUCAUUUGGACAAAUGGAAGAAAAUUUAUCAAAAAAUCGUACACAAGCAAUUUUACCUUAUAAUCCAUGUCGAAUUAUACUUUCGACUGACAGAAAACCAGCUGGCGGAGAAUAUAUUAAUGCAUCAUAUAUGCAUGGUUGUCAUCGUGUUGAUGAAUUUAUAAUUACUCAACAUCCUAUGAUGAAUACUAUAACUGAUUUUUGGCAAAUGAUUUGGAAUACAAAUACAAGUAUCAUUGUUUCAUUAUAUGCUGAUGAAAAAUCUCAACCUGAUGUACCUGAUUUUUGGCCAUUACCAAAUCAAAUAAUGGAUUGUGGAAGUUUUAGUGUAUGUUUGAUUGAUGAACGUUUUGAAUGUGAAUAUAUUUAUCGAGAUUUUUUACUUCAAUCAACCGAAGAGGAUUAUGAAUUACGAGUCAAAAUUGUUUCAAGUACUUAUUGGCCAGAUGCAUGUUCACCUCUUAAAGCAUCAUUUAAUCUUAUAAAUACAAUAAGAAAAUUACGUAUGAAUGUUAAAUCAAAUGGUCCAAUUGUUGUUCACGAUCUUUUUGGUGGUCAUCGAGCUGCUACUUUUUGUGCUUUAUAUACAAUGAAUGAACAAAUGGAAGUUGAAAGUACAUUAAACAUCUAUGAAUUAGCUAAACUUUAUCAUAUCAAACGUCCUGGUAUAUGGCGACAUAAUGGUGAUUUAUUCUUUUUAUAUCGUUGUGCAGAAGUUCUUUUUCGUGAAAUGAAAUCACCAACAACAUAUAAUCAAAAUCAAACAUCAAGUUAUCAUCGUCGUUAUUUACCACAUCAAUAUAUACCAUCUCAACGUUUAGAUGAACCUGUACCUAUAACAUCAUAUACGUCAACAUCUAUUCAACCAAUAUCUACAUCAUCAUCAUCUGCCUUUGCAAAUGUUGCUCAAACUGUUAUGGAUUCAUUUUCUAAACGACGUCAAAAAUCACGUAGUUAUCGCUCACAAACAUUGAAGAAAAUUCUUUUUCUUAAUAAUGAAUCACCACUUUAA
Molecule: messenger RNA, 3591 nt
Organism: Rotaria sp. Silwood1
Lineage: Eukaryota; Metazoa; Rotifera; Eurotatoria; Philodinida; Philodinidae
Source: the annotation of a GenBank genome assembly